AUGGAUGUAGAAUAAAUAGAACUUAACAUGGCGCCUUAAAUAUCUGAUUAGAAUUAAGGGAAUGAAUAAGUCUAAAGUUCAUAACUUGCUCUUAAUGCAGUGAUGCAAGAUGCUCGAUAAUCUUAUUUAUUAAAAAAAGGAAGACUUUAAUUUCUGACUUUAAAAAGAUUAACAUAAGCUAUUCUAAUUUAUAGAAUUCUUUAUGUUCUCCUUUGUUUCAUUCCAUUUUAUAAGUGUCCAUUUGAAUGUAAUAAUACACUUUUAAAUAUUUUAUUACUUAUCUGUAUUGGAUUAGAAUUGUAAAUAAUAUAUUUAUGAAUAGAUUAAAGAUAGUUGAAACCAUAUAUUAAUUAAGGAAGGUUUCAUUUUAUUUGAAUCUCUUUACUUUAUAUGAUGCUUAAUAAGUCAUUCCAUUUUCACUGAAUGACUUUUAAACAAUAUUUGCUUUAAGAUAUGCUCUUGAUAAGCUUCACAAAAAGGCAUUCUAUUUUAGAAUCACUAUAAACAUGUAUUUACAUAAUAUAUUUUUAAGAAUUUGGGUUAUCUAUUACAUAAUUUAUGUUGCCUUCUUUUUUACUAAUGCUCAAUAUUAUACAAGUAUUUGAUCUUAAUAUUUUAGGUGAGUAAAAUGUCAUAGUGAGUUUUAUGUUAAUUAUCAUAUCAUUAGACUCAGUCUUUUUUAUAUUUCCAUAUGUAUUUCAUUUUAUAGGAUGGUUUUGCUUUAAAUGUUAUGAUGCAAUUAAGAAAAUAACAUCUAAAAAUAAUGUAAGUAUCCUUUACAUACUUAGAAACUUCUUAGAUCUUUAAAAAUAGAGAAAUACGUUGAAGGAUAAUAAUUAACUGAUGAAAAUAUUUGUAUAAUUUGUUGGGAUUCUUUUAAAAAGGAUGAAUACUAUUCAAGAUUAAAAUGUAAUAAAAAUCACAUAUUUCACACUUCAUGUAUUAAAAUUUGGAUAAAAACCAAUAUAACUUGUCCAGUUUGUAGAUCCUAGUUAGUUUGA
This is a messenger RNA of Paramecium pentaurelia, 1001 nucleotides long. NCBI's taxonomy places the organism in Eukaryota, Ciliophora, Oligohymenophorea, Peniculida, Parameciidae. The record is from the annotation of a GenBank genome assembly.